CAUUCGUGGCCUCGGCUGUCAAUCACUGGGUCCCGGCUGGUGAUUACUCAGGGAUCGCCGAGUAAUACCGACGGGGGGAGAAAACUGUAUGUAAUGAAUACAGUUCUCUCCCCUGUCAGCUCCAGCACACUGCUUUGUAUGGCUCUGCAUAGCAGAGCCAGUGGAAAGCACAGACACAGCCCCAUAGUAAAACACACACAGCACACAGUUAACCCUUUGAUCACCCCAGAUGUUAAACCCUUCCUGCCCAGUGCCAUUAGUACAGUGUCAGUGCUUUUUAUUAGCACUGAUCACUGUACUGGUGUCACUGGGGAUGUCAGUGACAUCAAGUCAGUUCCCCCCUAGUGUCAGAAUGCCCGCUGCAGUCCUGCAGUCCCGCUAUAAGUCGCUGA
Molecule: messenger RNA, 392 nt
Organism: Staurois parvus
Lineage: Eukaryota; Metazoa; Chordata; Amphibia; Anura; Ranidae
Source: the annotation of a GenBank genome assembly